AUGAAAAAUUCAGAGCUUGGUGCCGGUGGCGGUGUGGCAAGCGGCGUGGCGUGUAUUGUGACACCAACACUUGCUCCGACUACCGUCAAAAUGCAGGAAGCGGCUAGAAGAGCAUCGUUGAGGAAAGAACACACACCUACGAACGAAAAAUUUGGAGAUUUGUCGAAACAGGAUUCUCUUGGAGAGCGCGCAUCGUCAAAAUUAACUUUGGACGAUGAGCUUUAUGACAUCCUUUAUGCUUUUGGAGAAACUGAUGCAUUUAUCAACAAAGGCGAGAAACAAAGAGAAACCGAUGAAGAUGGAAAUCCGCUCACAAGACAGGCCCUUCUGGAAAGGAUACGUCAGAAAAAGGAAGUAAUUGGAAAGUUGAGGUGCCAGGCAUGGAGUAUGACCAGAAAACGAAGGACGUUAAACCAUCUAUACAUGGAGGAAAUGAGAAAGAGGGCGAGGUUGAUGAAACGGAGUUUUUCCAACUUCAAAACUUAUUUGAUACCAUGGGAGUCAAAAAUCAAGAGAAUAGAAAGUCAUUUUGGAUCUGUCGUUUCUUCUUACUUCACAUUCUUGCGUUGGAUCGUUUUUGUCAACAUAAUGAUCACUUUGAUAGCUGUUGCAUUUGUUGUUCUUCCUGAGGUCUAG
Molecule: messenger RNA, 636 nt
Organism: Caenorhabditis briggsae
Lineage: Eukaryota; Metazoa; Nematoda; Chromadorea; Rhabditida; Rhabditidae
Exons: 6
Coding region: 1-636 (211 amino acids)
Cellular component (GO): plasma membrane
Molecular function (GO): mechanosensitive monoatomic ion channel activity
Source: RefSeq, a predicted model, not a curated record